AUGCCAAGAGGUUUCGUGUGCCAACUUCAUUAUCACGGAGGUGGCUCUUUGCUUUGCCAAACUUCCACGGGAGAUUCGUGGCAGUUGCCUUUUGCUCACGCCCCGCCACACGUGCGGAUUGGCCACACCGUGACGUUUUCACUAGCUGCGGAUCGGGCAGAUUUUGCGGUGGAUCUGGAGAUAAUCAAGGAGAAAGCUACAAUAUCUUCAGCAACUGCAGAGGUGGGAUUGCGAAGUAUCCAGGAGAAAGCAGCAAAGCCUGCGUCCUCCUUUGCAAAACAACCUACCAGGAAGCUGCAACGAAGUAUCGCCAGAUUUCACAAUGCAGAUUUGGAAGAAAGGCUUCAGAUGAUUGAAGCUGCGGAAAGUUUGCUCAGUGACUUGUUGAAUGCGGUCGAGUUGGAUGGUGAUGCCAUCUGCAAGUUGCUAUGUCGCUGUGCUGGAUGGCUUCAUGCACCAGGCUCCUUCGAAGCGAAGCACGUAGCAGCCAAGGUUGCUGCAAGCCAGGUUGCCACGGUUUCUCAGCCUAGCGACUUGCAGGGUCGGGUGAUCUCGGCUUUGAAUUCCUUAGAUUUGCGCGACAUCACAACCUACCAGGCAGUUGAAACAGCUGUGCUGUACAUUUUUGAGCUGAUGCAGGACAAGGAUAUCUUCUUCUCUGGGAACGGAAAAUCGCUUGCUGUGAGACAAUGGCGGCAACUUCGACAGUUGCUGGUCACAGACGAUGCACAGCAUGGCCCAACAAAACGGAAAGCAUCAGAUGACGCACCUGAAGUCCUCAAAGAGAGGGUUGCCAGAAGGAUUGUAGCAAAGGAUAGGUCGGCGGUCGUUGACGGCCUGUAUCGCCCCAAUGAACGCGUCAGGAGUUUGCCAUCCGUUUAUGAGGCCCUUGACCAAGUUGUCCUGUUGAAAUGCUCCAACUGCGUGGAGCGUAUCAGCACCAGAAGUCGCUGGGAAAGAGGUGUCCUUGGAUUUCUUUGGAUGGCACCUACACUUGCUUGGACAAAUUUAUCCACUUGGAUUUUUGCCACCACAACUGCCAACGGUCAAUUUGCAAGCAGUGCGGUGGGACUAGCAUUUGCCUCCAUAAUCGCCAAAGAACGUUGUGCAAAGAUUGUGGUGGUAGUGGGAUUUGCGCUCACAACCGCCAACGGUCAUUUUGCAGCGGUGGCAGUGAAAUUUGCCCUCACGGCCGCCAACGGUCGCGUUGCAAGGAGUGCGGUGGCAGUGAAAUUUGCCCUCACAAUCGCCGCCGGUUUGGCGGACAUCAGUCGUUUCGUGUGCCAACUUCAUUAUCACGGAGGUGGCUCUUUGCUUUGCCAAACUUCCACGGGAGAUUCGUGGCAGUUGCCUUUUGCUCACGCCCCGCCACACGUGCGGAUUGGCCACACCGUGACGUUUUCACUAGCUGCGGAUCGGGCAGAUUUUGCGGUGAAUCUGGAGAUAAUCAAGGAGAAAGCUGCAAUAUCUUCAGCAACUGCAGAGGUGGGAUUGCAAAGUAUCCUGGAGAAAGCAGCAAAGCCUGCCUCCUCCUUUGCAAAACAACCUACCAGGAAGCUGCAACGAAGUAUCGCCAGAUUUCACAAUGCAGAUUUGGAAGAAAGGCUUCAAAUGAUUGAAGCUGCGGAAAGUUUGCUCAGUGACUUGUUGAAUGCGGUUGAGUUGGAUGGUGAUGCCGUCUGCAAGUUGCUAUGUCGCUGUGCUGGAUGGCUUCAUGCACCAGGCUCCUUCGAAGCCAAGCACGUAGCAGCCGAGGUUGCUGCAAGCGAGGUUGCCACGGUUUCUCAGCUUAGUGGGCCUAGCGACUUGCAGUGUCGUGUGAGACGUUUGUUGAUCUCGGCUUUGAGUUCCUUGGAUUUGGGGGACAUCACAACCUACCAGGCAGUUGAAACAGCCGUGCGACACAUUCUUCAAUUGAUGCAGGGGAAAGAGACCUUGUUUUGUGGGAACGACAAGUCGCUUGCUGUGAGACAAUGGCAGCAACUUCAACAGUUGCUGGUUGCAGACGAUGUGCAGCAUGGUCCGUCGAAACGGAAGGCAUCACAUGAAGCACCUCAAAUCUUGACGGAGCAGGCCACUAGAAGCCAGGACAGGAUGGCCAUCGAACCUGCUGGAAGUCGCUGGGGAAGAAAAGUCGUUGGCUUUCUUUGGAUGGCACGGACACUUGUUUGGACAACUUCGAACACUUGGAUUUUUGUAACCACAAUCGCCAACGGUCGAGAUGCCCGGAGUGCGGUGGCCGAUUUCUUUGCCCUCACAAUCUCCAAAGGUCGCAGUGCAAGGAGUGCGGUGGCCGCGGCAUUUGCCCUCACAAUCGCCGACGGUCUGUGUGCCAUGAGUGCGGUGGGGGUAGCAUUUGCGCUCACAGUCGCGAGCGGUACAGGUGUCCAGUGUGCAAGACUCAAACCCGGAAAUAUCAGGGAUGAGAUGCCCCCGUUUCCUUGUAGCCACGAAGCAGCACGAUGUUCUGACAGCGCAAAGAUGCCCAGCUUCGUGUGCCAACUUCAUUAUCAGGGAGGUGGCUCUUUGCUUUGCCAAACUUCCACGGGAGAUUCGUGGCAGUUGCCUUUUGCUCACGCCCCGCCGCAUGUGCGGAUUGGCCACGCCGUGUCGUUUUCUCUGGCCACGGAUCGGGCAGAUCUUGCUGUUGAUUUGGAGGUAAUCAAAGAGAAAACUGCCAAACCUUCAGCACAUGCAGAGAUGGGACUGCAAAGUAUCCAGGAGGAAGCAACAAAGCCUGCACCCUCGUCAGCCAAACAACCCUCCAGGAAGUUGCAACGAAGUAUCACCAGGUUUCACAAUGCAGAUUUGGAAGAAAGGCUUCAAAUGAUUGAAGCUGCGGAAAGUUUGUUCAGUGACUUGUUGAAUGCGGUCGAGUUGGAUGGUGAUGCCAUCUGCAAGUUGCUAUGUCGCUGUGCUGGAUGGCUUCAUGCACCAGGCUCCUUCGAAGCGAGGUACGUUGGCGAGGAGCAGGAAAAGGAUGAGCGUGAGUAG
Cladocopium goreaui is the source of this 2994-nucleotide messenger RNA. The record is from the annotation of a GenBank genome assembly. Lineage: Eukaryota; Dinophyceae; Suessiales; Symbiodiniaceae.